AUGCAAAAAAAAUCAAUAUCAUCCAUACCUCGAAAAAUCGGUAUUGAAGAGCAAUUGAAGGAAACUCUUUCGUUGCCUAUAUGUUCUACUCCAUCAUCAUCAAUACGUAGAAAACGCAAUGAAGCAAACAAGGUUGUACUUCUAGGAAACAAAUUCAUAGAGAUCACUGAAGAGCUAGGUGAAGAUCAACAAAAUGAAGUGAAGAGACACAACGUGAAGCUAUGCAAGUUGAUUGUCAAACUAAAGAUCAUAUCGAAGGCGAAAUUCAAGAUGAUGCCAAAUCUGAUGAUGAUGCUAAAAUUUGAUGUUGAAUCCAAAUUAGAUAAUGAUGAAAUUGAAGAUAAUCAAUCCAAAGAAGCUGCACAAAGGCCCCAAUCAGCAAAUGAUGAUAAUGAUGCAACUGAAGAUGAUCAAUCCAAAGAAGUUGAGGCUGCACCAACGCCCCAACCGGCAAAUGAAGAUAAAGUUAAUGUUGAAGAGGAAGCAGAGGAGGAUUCUAUUUCUAAAUAUGAAUCAGUAACUAUCAAACAUGAAGAAAUUGAGCAAGAUGAAGAAGAUGAAAAAGCUAAUACUGAUAAGGAAAAUCAAGAGGCUGAAGAAGUUGUACCUGAACAAGAUAGCCAAGUCUAA
Messenger RNA from Amaranthus tricolor (Joseph's coat), 630 nucleotides. RefSeq lists its product as uncharacterized. Bases 1 to 630 code for a protein of 209 amino acids. The transcript has 8 exons. NCBI's taxonomy places the organism in Eukaryota, Viridiplantae, Streptophyta, Magnoliopsida, Caryophyllales, Amaranthaceae. The record is from RefSeq and is a predicted model, not a curated record.